Molecule: messenger RNA, 5062 nt
Organism: Oncorhynchus keta (chum salmon)
Lineage: Eukaryota; Metazoa; Chordata; Actinopteri; Salmoniformes; Salmonidae
Product: carboxyl-terminal PDZ ligand of neuronal nitric oxide synthase protein
Exons: 11
Coding region: 1329-3344 (671 amino acids)
Molecular function (GO): nitric-oxide synthase binding
Source: RefSeq, a predicted model, not a curated record
GGCACACCUGUAUUUGGGGAGUUUCUCCAAUUCUUCUCUGCAGAUCCUCUCAAGCUCUCAGGUUGGAUGGGGAGCGUUGAAGCACAGCUAUUUUCAGGUCUCUCCAGAGAUGUUCGAGCGUGUUACAGUCUGGGCUCUGGCUGGGCCACUCAAGGUCAUUGAGACUUGUCCCGAAGCCACUCCUGCAUUGUCUUGGAUGUGUGCUUAUGGUUGUUGUCCUGUUGGAAGGUGAACCUUCAUUUUGCUCUUGAAACAUUUCAUUGAAACACUGUCGAAUUCCAUUCAUUUUUAUGGAGGACUGCUACUACUGGGGAGGGCCAAUAUGGCCCCUUAAAUGCCAAUAUAUAGCACAGCAAUCAGGGUUUAUAUGCAUCAUUGGAUAGAACCCUCAAGGUUAUUUGCCUUCACUGGGUAGGUAGUCCUAUCUAUCCUAUCAAAUAUAUCUAUCCUUCCUUUUUAAGUAAAGGAUUAUUUAAUAUCGUCCAAAGAACCAAAACGUUAUGUAUAGAUCCCCAAAUAACCUUUUUUUCUAAGAGCAUAAGCUCUACAGUUGCUACAUUGUAGGCAGUGGUGUAGUGGUAGGGCUCAUCAAAAGUUUGCUUCAAUAGGCUCUUCACCAGGGUAAGUUUUUACCAUCUGAAAUCAAUAAAGUCAAAAACCAUGUUACACUGUGAUACGAUUUUAAAGAAACGGCCUUGACAGGACAGAAAGGGUGGGACAUGUACUAUUAUUUAUGGUUGAAUGUUUAUUUGUCGACGCUUCCAAAAAACACUGGGUGACGUCAUGUAUUGGAACUUUGCUCCAAUCAGGACUCACUCUGAACGAACGUCUAUGGCUUUGAAGCGGGAGGGCUCAGCGUCAACGCUACCAGCAAUGGCCGAGAUUCAAAAACACCGGCAAAGCGACAUCCACCAGCAAGCGGCCAACAGCCACCUGCAACAGACCCAUGCUUGGGCUACCUGAGAGAAGUUACUAUUGUGGUUUAGUAUUGGACAGUAUAUGGGUUGAUUAUGUUAGCUAAGCAGAGAACCCUAUAUUGACAAAAGGAGUGUCAGCAGCAAGACUAGGCGCUCUUGGAAUAAAAGAAAAAGAGGCGCCCAAAUCUGUCCCUUCGGUGGACGGGUCCCCUCUGCGCUUUGAGCGGCACUCUCGCGGAGCUAUGGCAACAAUGGACUCAGGUCUCCACGGGGAGCUCACUCUGUGUGCCACAUCUCAGUGGGUCAGUGGUAGAUAUGCCUCGUAACGUGUGUUCUUUCCCAUGUUAACAUCGUUCUCUGGUAGUGUUUCCUUCACUCGCGUUUGGUAGGUCCAGAGGAAUAGGACUGAAGAUGCCUGGACGGAACAGGUACAAUCUGGUGGACGAUGUCGCGGAUUCGCGGGUCCCCCUCCAUAACGAAGAAGCGUACCAACACGGGAUACAUUUUCAAGCUAAGUAUGUGGGCAGUCUGGAUGUUCCCAGGCCCAACAGUCGUAUGGAGAUCGUAGCAGCCAUGAGGAGGAUCAGGUAUGAGUUCAAGGCCAAGAACAUCAAGAAGAAAAAAGUGAGCAUCAUCGUGUCUGUGGAUGGAGUCAAGGUAGUCCUCCGGAAGAAACAGAAGAGGAAAGAGUGGACCUGGGACGAGAGCAAGAUGCUGAUCAUGUCUGACCCCAUAUACAGGAUUUUCUACGUGUCCCAUGACUCCCAGGACCUGAAGAUCUUCAGCUACAUCGCCAGAGAUGGCUCCAACAACUCCUUCAGGUGUAACGUCUUCAAAUCCAAGAAGAAGACCCAGGCCAUGCGUAUAGUGCGUACGGUGGGCCAGGCGUUUGAGGUGUGUCAUAAGCUUAGUCUGCAGCACGCCCAUCAGGGUAUAGAUGGACAGGCAGACGGAGAGAGUGACAAGUCCACAGAGGACAGCCCCGCUGAGGGUCAUCAGUUGACAGGGGCGGAGGAGGACGAGGGGUGUGGAGAGGAAGGGGAGCCCCAGGCACAGUCCCAGUCUGUGUGUGAGCAGGCGGUCAACGAGAUCCUCCAGAGUUUGGCCCAACUUAACGUGAUCCAGCCUGGACACACCAUCAUGGACUAUGAGAACCGCUCCAGCUACAUGGUGUCUCCGAAUGGCGUGGUUUCUCCCAGCAGCCCUUGCUCUCCGCUUCUGACCCCGCUGGCGGCGCAUCACUACCUCCAGCUCCUCCAACAGCAGAUCCAGCAGCAGCAGCAACACACACAGGUGGCCGUCGCACAGGUGCAGCUCCUGAAGGAUCAGAUGUCAGUGGAGACCGCAGCUCGUGUAGAGGCUCAGGCUCGUGUCCACCAGCUGCUACUACAGAACAGAGACCUGCUCCAGCACCUGUCCCUGCUGGUCACACAGCUCAAACACCUGGAGAGCAAGGCACCGGGACCGGGGGAGAGACACACAGCUGGACUGGGACUGGGGGAGAGACAGGGUCACAAUGAUCAGGAGUCGUCAUGGACGACCAGGUCUCUGUCACUCAACCUGAAAAACCAUUACAGCUUGAGCAGCAUGGACCAGCCAAUCACCUCCACCCCUGCAGGGCCACUCCAAGACCCCCCCCUCACCGCUUCCCAGGUGGAUGGUGCCGAGUCUUACCUCAACCUGGAGAAUGGGACCAAACCACUGGGCUCUCAAAACGGGGGGGAGACGGAGACAGACACACUCAUCAGAAGAACAUCCAAUGGGAAGCCAGGGCGGAAAGACAGCUCGGAAGUGUCGUCAAAUGAGAUUGUGCGGUUCGAAACAAGGAAUUUGACAGCCCUGGAUGAAAGGUUUAAACAGAUCAUCCCUAAAUUGGACCCGCCUCCCCCGUCCUUCAACCGUAAGCGAGCCAGCCGAACUGUCUCUCCGGGGUUGGAGUUCAACCCGCUGACCAUGCCCCUGACCACACAAGUAGAUGGGAAUGGUGGCGUUCCGAGCCGGAGCGAGAGCCUGUCCUUCCCAGACAUCACGCCCUGCUCCCUCUCUUCCGGACUCUCAGGAGACUUCCACCAGCUCAGCAACGGAGGCGGCGAGAGCGGCUCGUGCGGCUCAGCUAGUGAGGAUUCCGGCGUCCGCUCCGAGACUAAAUCGCAUCUCUCGCCUCUCCACGACGAAGAGGACCCGUUUUGGGACAGGGGGGCGUUCCUGACUGCCUCUAGCGGCUGUGGCAGCCCCCUAGAAGACAUGAAGGGGGAAACUGCACCCCUGUCAUGCGUCACCACCACCCCAGGCACACACGCGGACAGCUACGAGCACACGCUCCCCUUCUCCUCCCCCAUCAAUGACACCUGUCUACACAUCAGCUUCUCAGAGGAUGAGUUGCUGGACAGCAGCCCUGAGGACUCCAGUGUCCCACAACGGAGCUAGGAAGACGGGCUGGGAGAGCUACUACAGGCCGUGACUUCAUUAUAGAGGCCUCUGGGGCUGGGGGCUCCUAGCUGACUGACACUGAUGCUGCAACAGACACCACACAAUAAAAUGACUGACACAGACUGUUAUCAGAGCUCCUAACGCACUCUGAAAUGCAAUAGUGUUUUGUAGGCCUCAUUCGGUCCAUAUUCCUAAAAUGUUGAGUGAGCUGGAUUUCAAGACUAGUUUUUCUGUCCUUUCACAACACACAGCUGGACAGAAUUGUGCAUGACCUGAACAUAUUUCAACACACAGAAAAAGAACAUAAAAUGAUCUAUUAUUCUAUAAAUUAUUGCCAUAUGGACAGAUCCUAGUAUUUUUAUAGAGAAUAAUGAUUUUAUUUGUUAUUAGAAAAUAAGUAGAGAAUUGAGAAUAAUCAUGUAGCAGAAGUCUUUCACUGUUAAUGUAGCCUAUAGUGUCAGUGACAAGUUAGUAGUCAAGAUGCUUUAAAUGUAUUUCAUUACAUACUCUCAACUCAUUUACAGGGUGUUCAACACCAAGCGUUACGGAAGUCAAAGUGACAUACUGUAGGAAUGUUGUGGGAACGUUGUGAGAACAUUGGAUGUGAAGUGCUGUGGCGUUGAGAACAGCUGCCCUCUCUCAGACAUCAGACUAUGAAGAGUUAUCAAGAGUUAUGAAGUGUUAUGAAGAGUUAUGAAGAGUUAUGAAGAGUUAUGAAGAAAGGAACAGGGAAGUGAUAGAAAAGGAACAGCGAAUGGAAGAGAAGUGGUGAUGGAAAUCAAAUCACAUCAAAUCAAAUGUAUUUAUAUAGCCCUUCGUACAUCAGCUGAUAUCUCAAAGUGCUGUACAGAAACCCAGCCUAAAACCCCAAACAGCAAACAAUGCAGGUGUAAAAGCACGGUGGCUAGGAAAAACUCCCUAGAAAGGCCAAAACCUAGGAAGAAACCUAGAGAGGAACCGGGCUAUGUGGGGUGGCCAGUCCUCUUCUGGCUGUGCCGGGUAGAGAUUAUAACAGAACAUGACCAAGAUGUUCAAAUGUUCAUAAAUGACCAGCAUGGUCGAAUAAUAAUAAGGCAGAACAGUUGAAACUGGAGCAGCAGCACAGUCAGGUGGACUGGGGACAGCAAGGAGCCAUCAUGUCAGGUAGUCCUGGGGCACGGUCCUAGGGCUCAGGUCCUCCGAGAGAGAGAAAGAAAGAGAGAAUUAGAGAGAGCAUAUGUGGGGUGGCCAGUCCUCUUCUGGCUGUGCCGGGUGGAGAUUAUAACAGAACGUGGCCAAGAUGUUCAAAUGUUCAUAAAUGACCAGCAUGGUUGAAACUGGAGCAGCAGCAUGGCCAGGUGGACUGGGGACAGCAAGGAGUCAUCAUGUCAGGUAGUCCUGGGGCAUGGUCCUAGGGCUCAGGUCCUCCGAGAGAGAGAAAGAAAGAGAGAAGGAGAGAAUUAGAGAGCGCACACUUAGAUUCACACAGGACACCGAAUAGGACAGGAGAAGUACUCCAGAUAUAACAAACUGACCCUAGCCCCCCGACACAUAAACUACUGCAGCAUAAAUACUGGAGGCUGAGACAUGUGUUUGUGUGUUUGGUCACUCACACUCAUACUCACAGUGUGGUAGUUUGAUGAUGUGUGUUUGGUCACUCACACUCAUACUCACAGUGUGGUAGUUUGAUGAUGUGUGUUUGGUCACUCACACUCAUACUCACAGUGUGGUAGUUU